Messenger RNA from Melitaea cinxia (Glanville fritillary), 978 nucleotides. RefSeq names its product protein lethal(2)essential for life (gene l(2)efl). Gene Ontology annotation, molecular function: structural constituent of eye lens; protein folding chaperone. The transcript is spliced from 3 exons. Bases 108 to 704 code for a protein of 198 amino acids. Gene Ontology annotation, biological process: response to heat; protein refolding. Lineage: Eukaryota; Metazoa; Arthropoda; Insecta; Lepidoptera; Nymphalidae. The record is from RefSeq and is a predicted model, not a curated record.
UCAGUGUGGGCAGCUGAAAGUUUCUAUUUAAAUCCGAUCUGAAACCGCGCUCCGUAGUCUUACGAGCACUAGGCAGCGCGCGCCUGCAACGAAACAAAUCGCAAAAGAUGUCGAUAGUCCCAAUGAUGUUCCGUGACUGGUGGGACGACUGGGAGCGCCCAUCUCGCCUGCUGGACCAGCACUUCGGCGUGGGGCUCCGCAAGGACGACCUGCUCUCAUCCCUCUCCAGCUUCCCCUCAAGCUCUAUCCUCAGGAACUCCUACUUCAGGCCGUGGAGGGCGAACCUUGCAAGACAGGAGUCUGCGUCAACAAUUAAUUUGACAAAGGAAAAGUUCGAGGUUAUCCUAGACGUCCAACAAUUCGCCCCUGAGGAGAUAACAGUAAAAGCCACCAACAACUCAGUCGUAGUUGAAGGCAAGCACGAAGAGAAGCCAGACGAACAUGGUUUCAUAUCCCGUCAGUUCACACGCAGAUACAUUCUACCUACUGGCUACGAGGUCGCAGACCUCACCAGCACUCUAUCCUCUGACGGAGUCCUCACUAUAACAGCACCGAAGCGUCCUCCCCCUAACAGCGGAGAAAGGAUAAUACCUAUCACCAAAACUGGCCCAGCAAAGCAACCAGAGACCCCGAAAUCUCCCGCUACCGAACAAACAUCCCAGCAGCCCCGUGAACAAACUGUUCCCAUUGUUACAUCCCCUUAAUAAACUAUACCUUCCUUAUAAUAAUUUACCUUAAUAGAGUUACUUUCCCAUAUUAAUAUUAAUUUCCCUUUAAAUGGACCACUUAUCCCUAAGUGAGACAUCGAUAAUGCCAAGGCAACGAUCGAAACAUGAAUAGCAUUUAUUUUUAACCCGCUGUUGGCCAACAACGGGCAACGAUUCGAAAACGAAUUAAUUUCAUAAAAGGAAUGCAAAACGUCACUUGUUUGAAACACACAAUUUGUAAAAAUUGUAUAAUAUAUUGCAAUUAAUGUAA